AUGACGAAUCUUCCGACCCCCAAUCCAAAUGAUGAAUCAUAUAUUGAGUGGACAAUCAAGAAUAAGUACUACACGGCGCCAGUACAUCUUUACCUACACCAGGUAUCCAAGCCUCCUGCAAAACCACUUUGGCCACCAGAGGCGGAUGAUGAGCGCGUACCAGCAUUGAUCUUUGUGUUCAGGAAAGAUGAGCCGUACCGCGAACUAUUCUUGUCCAUGAAGGAAGCAUAUUUAGCCCACGAUGCUGAAGUUGCUCUUGCCGUUUCACUUCCUACCGUGUCAACUGGUGGGGCGCAGCCUUCCGAUUCGUUUGACUCAAUCGAAGAGUUCUUCUCGGACCAAAACUUUGAGUAUGUGGAUACCGAUGACUCGCCUGAUGCCAAAGGGUAUUCUGAUCACCUACAGCAUGACGUGCGUGGAGUACCCCGCAUCCUUGAGGCGUUGAAUAUGAUUAUGUGGCCUUCAAUGGUUCGAACAGCCACAGGGGGCUUACGUCGUACCGUGGUAGAUGCCGGAGAACAAGGCGAACCGCCCUCCAUUGCGUUUGAACAUUCGUUCGCUACUAUAUCAGACACUGCCCCCCCGGAUCACCCGUCAUUAUUUGACAUUAACACUCAGUCAGCAUCGCAUAACUUAGCGGAGUUGAAUGCAUGGCUGGAUGAUGCUGGUUCAUGGACACCUGGUAACCGGGGCGAACGAACUACCGUGACCGCCGAGUCACAAAAUGAAGCAGUUAGAUCAGGAGAAGGAUUUGACGACGAUUUUACGGAUUUCCUUUCAGCUCCACCGGAAACGAAUUCAGAGGAAGAUCUUCCUUCCUCCGCAGAUGUGGGUGCUAUAACUGAACGAAUUUUUGGGCAAGAUAGCGAUGCACCUGGAGGAUUUGACCUAUCUUCCGUCCUUGGAGCUCUUGAGACAAUGCGUCUCGAAAUAGGUGCUAUUACAGAUAUUGAAGAACGACGGAAAGCCGCGGCAAGAGUGGCACUUGGGCUAGCAGCGGGGCUUGGAAUAGACGGCAGGGACGGAAGUGGUGAUGAGUUUGACGAAGAACUUCUCCACGAGCUCAAUCAAAUAAAGUGA
Messenger RNA from Rhizoctonia solani, 1080 nucleotides. RefSeq lists its product as uncharacterized. The transcript is spliced from 3 exons. Bases 1 to 1080 code for a protein of 359 amino acids. The record is from RefSeq and is a predicted model, not a curated record. NCBI's taxonomy places the organism in Eukaryota, Fungi, Basidiomycota, Agaricomycetes, Cantharellales, Ceratobasidiaceae.